This is a messenger RNA of Penicillium vulpinum, 1218 nucleotides long. RefSeq names its product LysM peptidoglycan-binding domain-containing protein. The record is from RefSeq and is a predicted model, not a curated record. The transcript is spliced from 3 exons. Lineage: Eukaryota; Fungi; Ascomycota; Eurotiomycetes; Eurotiales; Aspergillaceae. The coding region runs from base 1 to 1218 and encodes 405 amino acids.
AUGUUCUUUCCUUCAUUGAUCCUGGCUGCUGGCAGCCUACCGACUCUCAUUCAAGCCAUUCCUCAUGGCGCGAAGCCCCAUCACUCUUUGCACCGUCGCGCCGCUGCCACCUAUGCUGUCAUGGGUGGUACCGGAGAUGCCUCCGACGGAUGGCCGUCCAUGAGUCAAUGGUCGGACUACGAAACUCUUUGGGGUCUCAACCAAAUUCUCAUUGCCGCAUCAUGCGACAACUCUGACGACGAAACAAGCGACAUUAACACCAGUAUCAAGUCGAUUGCCGGGGAAACGGGCAUCGACGCUCGAUUUGUCCUUGCAAUCGUUAUGCAAGAAAGCAAGGGCUGCGUUCGUGUCCAUUCCACUAACAACGGUGUUCAGAACACUGGUCUCAUGCAGAGUCACGCCGGCGAGGGCUCCUGCAAUAAGGACGGGAACAUGGCAACUCCUUGCCCCUCCUCCAUGAUUCAACAAAUGAUCAAAGACGGUACCGCUGGAACUACCCAAGGUGACGGUCUCAAGCAGUGCUUUGAGGCCCAGAGCGGCGCCGAGGCGGCCAAGUACUAUAAGGCCGCGCGCACCUACAACUCGGGCUCCAUCGACUCGUCUGGUAACCUGGGCCAGGGUGGUGCAACCCACUGCUACGCCUCCGACAUUGCUAAUCGUGUCCGUGGCUGGGCCGGGGACAUGAGCGAGUGUAGCGAAGCUACCAUUGGAAGUGUUACCAGCGGCUCGGAGCCCGCCCUCGGUGGUAGCGAUGCUCCGAGUAGCUCCUCUUCCUCGACCACUACUGAGCAGCCCACUGAGACUGCUGAGUCUACGCAGACCUCUCCGGCUCCUGUCGAACCCGCCCAGCCUACCAAGACUACCUCCUCCACAUCCACUGAGACCACCACCAAGGCUUCUCGGCCCACCUGGUUCCCACACCUGCACGUAAACGUGGCCGAGCAGACCCCAACCACCACCCCAGCCUGGACAACCAAGGCCACACCAGCCGCGACAACUGCACCAGCAGCCUCCAGUUCAUCCUCCGCAACAGCCCCUCUCUACCCCUACGCCACUCCAUCAUGCCAAAAAUAUUACACCGUCAGCCGCGGUGAUUUCUGCGACAGAUUGACCGAGACCAUUGGGGUCUCCUUCCCCGAUCUCCGCAGAUUGAACAGUGGUCUUGAUGAGGAAUGUUCGGAUCUGUGGCUUGGAUAUCAGUAUUGUAUCAAGGCUUAA